Molecule: messenger RNA, 3685 nt
Organism: Thalassophryne amazonica
Lineage: Eukaryota; Metazoa; Chordata; Actinopteri; Batrachoidiformes; Batrachoididae
Gene: ripor3
Product: RIPOR family member 3
Source: RefSeq, a predicted model, not a curated record
AAAGGAGAGAGAGAGAGAGAGAGAACGUGAGAAAAAAGUGUUGAGGCAUAAAAUGAGAUGGGGUGAAAACACCAGAAGAGCAGAGAAUGAAAAACAGUGUAUUAAUUUCAAGGAAGAGCUUGGAAGAGUGGGAAGUGCUGAAAGAGGAGGAGAUAAAGGAGAAAAAGGAUUGGAGAAGAGCUGAGGGGGAGCAGAGAGAAGCACAGCUGGAAAAGAAGGCAAGCGAGCACAUAGGAGGAGAGGAAAAAGAAAGGAGGACAGACGUCAGAGCUGAAUAUGACUGACAGCCGGGAAUAAAGCUCAGGAUGUCGGUGAAGCUGAGGUUCGACUCGCCCUCAGAUGGGGGUUCAGUCCACAGGAGCCGCUCAUUUACUGGAUUCAGUUCCCUGAAUGGACGACGGCGGACCAUUUCUGUUCCUACCUCAGUUCAACCCAAAGGCAAGACUGGAGUUAAAUCUCCCAGAAUGCAUCUGUCUCCCAGCAGAGGGGGAGGAGUUAUUUGGCAGCCAGAACAGGUGGAUGAGAUUUUCCAGGCUCUCAGCAAAGGACUUAAGGAACACCUGGAUGGCCACCAGGCAGAGAUGCACUUCCUGUCUUCACAACAGAGAGAAGCCAAGAGGAACUCCAGGCUGGGCUUCCUUUAUGAUCUGGAGAAGGAGAUCAGAAUCCUGGAGCGGUAUAUACGACGACUAGAAUUCCAAAUUAGCAAGGUGGAUGACCUCUAUGAGUCUAUUGUUAUUCAGUGGCGGUUGUGUAAGGGAGCGGUCAACAUGAAGAGAGCCUUCUCUCUGUCUCCGUCCACCAGAGCCUCCAGAGAAAGUUUAUUGGAGCUCAACCGGAACCACAGACACAGUCUACAGGACAUGUUAGCUUUGGAAGGCGAGUUAGAAAUCCUGCUCGGGGAGUUACACAUCAGGAUGAAAGGGCUGAUCGGCUUCGCUCGGAUCUGCCCCAGAGACCAGUACGGGUGGUGGUGCGGCUGUGGCCGCCAGCGAUGGAGGAAAGGGAGGAUGGAAUCAGACAACACGCAGUCCUGGAAUGAAGAGGAGAUGAUCUUCCUCCCGCACAUUCACAACAACUUUGAGAUCAAGGUGAUGGAGUUGAAGGGUUUGAGCUGGCUGAUGGUUGGCAUGGUAACAUGUGCCAGUGCGGGUUUCUUUGUGGCGAGGCCCCAACUGAUGCUGGUGGAUGUGACGGAGCUGGGAACCCUUAAACUGCAGCUGGAGGUCACCUGGAAUCCGUUUGACAGCGCUGAUAAGAUCCAUACUCUGUCCGUCGGCAGGCCGUCUGUGCUCAACAGAAAGAGUUCCAUUUAUAGCUGGACGGUACCGAACAGCCCGUCUUUCACAGAGAAAUACUUUAUCUCUAUGGUGCGUGAUCUGGAGGAUCCACAAGGUUCCAUCCCAUCACUCACAUCUAAAGGUCUCAACAGCAGAGGAGGCAUGUCUCUGCUCAGGUACCUGUCCGACCCCUCCCAAACCUCCAUCACAUCCAAUCACAGCCCGCAGAGUGCAAACAUUCCAAGCUACGCCUCCAGCGGGAGUCAAAGCACCAGCCUGACUCAGCUGUCCCUGAGAGAGGAAGACGUCUCUGGGAAGACUAAACAGACCAGGGAGGACGAGUGGAGAGACGUGCUGGAGACUUCGUCCACAGCAGCAGAGAAUAGUUCCCUACUUGUCCUGCAGAGGUCAGAUACUCCCGACAUUCUGAGACAGAACUCACCUGGAGAUCCAGAUGCUGACGCACAUGUUACUGCUUCAGAACACGACACAGACAGCAUGCAGGAUGCACCAGACUGUGGGUUGGUUCCUGCACCAGCCCAGGCUGCAGCCGAUGUCCAGGCUUCACCUGCAGCGAUGGCUCUGAGCACAGACAGGAAGCUGGGGACGAGCGGGGUGCAACGCAGGGCCCAGGCCCUCAGGCUGGGAGGACUUAUAGCAGAACUGGAGAAACAGUUACAGAACCAGAGCUCCUCUGAGAAGGAGCUGAGAACCCUGCACAACCAGAUAAUCCACCUGGCAACCAUCCUGAAGAAUGAUCUCUCCCUGCUGAGAAGCUCCUCCUCAGAGGAGACCCUGGCCCUGGAAGAGGUCCUUGGCAGCUUUGACUUCUUGUCCAUUGACCUCAACGUAGACGACGACACUUCCUGUUUGGGCAGCGUGAGGCUAAAAGACAACGGCACACAUUCCUUCCAGCAGAGCACGCUGAGGAGUCUGACCCAUCUCUCCCAGAACAGCCAAUCAGCUUCUGAGGAGGAGCUUGUCAUCACCCCACUGACCUCUGGCAACUAUAGUCUCGACCAGACUUUGGAGACUCACCUGGACAUCUGCUGCAUGCUGCUACAGGCGGCAGCAGCGACAGACUUCAGUCCAUCCAGGAGGGAACUGUUGGAGGAAAUGAGUCUCCAGGCUGAAGUCCUGGACAGAGUCAGUGGCCUCCUGCUCGAGAAGAACGACAGCAUCUCUGCCAGCGACAUUCUCCCAAAGGUCCAGAGGACGAAGGAUCUCCUGUUGUUUUGGGAGGAGUGUCUUGGUGACGGCAGCUCUCCGUUCUGUUGCCAAGUCGACAGCUUCUGCAGGUCGCUCAGGAAACGGUACACGCACAAGGUCAAAGCCAAGGAGCCCGGCCAAUCAGAAAAAGUGUUUUCGUUGCUCCUGCAGGAGGUCCAGGCAGGCUGCCGGGCGGUGCCCAAUCCUCGGCCACUCUGCGCCCCGGACAAAGUCACCAUCUUCCAGCUGUCAGUGUAUCUGAGGCGCUGGGAUGUCCAGGACCUGGGAGAGCACAUCUCACAUGUCUCCAAAGAAGAGUACAUCCUAUCAGCUCUGAGGAGUCCCAAAAGGAGGAGGGCUUUAAAUAAACUCAGGGGUCGUGACUUCACAGAGCUCCUCCCACUGCAAAGCACACUGCAAACAUUGGCUGCCCUGCAGAUUGAUUCCAGUCACAAAGUGUGCAAAGCAGCAGCGAGCUGCUUCAGUAGAGCUGCAGGCUGCAAGACCUUCAGGAGCAAGGCUGUUGUUUUCUACACAGAGAGCUUAAAGCAUACAGACGUCCACAUCCAGCAGGCCUCAUGUGUGGCUCUCAAAAACCUUCGGGCCUUAGAGAGCGUCGACCAGAUCGCUGAAUUGUGGAGGUCCAUCGACGAGGAUCUUCGCAGUUCUGCCAAAGAGACUGUGAUCUCCUUUGGUAAAAAAGGAUACCAGGCCUUCCAGAGGAUGGAGCAGCUGCACACUGAGAUGGAGGAGGUGGCUUACCGGAACCAAGAGACAGAAAUUACCAUUCUAUAGGAGACAAGUGUGGACUCGAUACAGGCUUCCAGUUAGAUCAAAGCUGUGCCGUGUCAGUGAUCUUCAGUCGCAGAAUGAGAGACUAAACUCAAACCAUUGCAAUUCAUGAGCCGGCACUGAGGAAGGACGCCAGGACGAGGACACUUAGCUUCCAGGAAACCGAAUGACCUUCAUAAGAAAUGCCUCCAAAAGGGAUGACUGCAGAGGAAGAGCUAACGACGGCGAUGACAGAUUUCGCACCUGCACUAUUAAGGAAUUUUAAUUUUGUUCCAUGGCUUUGUGUCCCCGUUUGGACAGAGAAGGAACUGCACCUGUCGCUUGAAUGUAUUUUUCUCUUAAAGGAACGCUGCUCCUCUGGCAUUUACUUAAGCUCAUAAACAGACUUGGUUUUUUUUAGAUUG